AUGCUGCCUUCCUCAGCUCCCUGUUCACUGAGCAGUACUACUCCCAUCUUGGACGCAAGAAGACCAAGCGACCAUACUUGGGGUAGGUGGAGUCUCUGCUUUUCCCGAAACAGAUUCAGCGCUGAGUGACAACGAGACUCUCUUUGGAGGUGGCUUGUUUUGCUUGCAAGCUAGAGUCUCCCCCAGAUCAGGCUCAAAAUUCUAGAUAGAAGUUUGAAGAAGACAAGGCAAGUGACUCACAUCCUUGAUCAGACCUUCACACGGCCCAGGAAGAAGACGGCUUAUCAAAGCGUCUUGCGUUGCUCUUCACAUGGAUCCUCAGCAGUACCGCAUGGCCAAAAUGGCAGACAGACUCCAAGUGUCAGCUGCUGAGGAGGAAACGGGUAACCCCAACAGUUCCCUCACCAUCCUAUCCCUGCUGGAGAGAGUUGCAGGUAUCAUUGACAAUGUGCAGGCCUGCCAACAGCGCAUGGAAGACCGUCAACUGGAGCUGGAGAACACCGUCAAGAUCAUCCAGACUGAUGUGCUCAAGCUGACCAAAGAUCAUGCCACUACCAGCAGCACAGUGGAGAAGUUGCUUGAAAAGACCCGAAAAGUCAGCACCCACAUCAAGGAUGUCCGGGUCAGGGUCGAGAAGCAGAACCUGAGAGUAAAAAAGGUAGAAGAAACGCAGGGGGAGCUGCUGAUGAAGAACAAGUUCCGGGUUGUUAUCUACCAGGGAGACAAGGAGGUGCCCGCAGUGGACGCUUCCAAGGCGCCGAAAGAGGCGGGAUCAUCAGGGGGCGCCGUGGAGCCGGACACCUUCGAGGUCCCACCAGACUCCGACGAGGAGUAUAUGGUGGUGGAAGAAGCAGACUCCUCCGCUGCCGCCCGCAUCAAGAAGACAGGCCUGAAGCGCAUCGAGAGUCUGAAGGCCACGUUUUCCCGGGAGAACCUCUCCAAAACCAAGGAAAACCUGGGCACCAAGGUCAGCCGGCUUGGGGAGCGCAUCGUACCUCCGGAGCGGCGGGAGAGGAUACGGCAAUCGGGAGAGCGCUUCAAGGAGACCAUCACCAAGACCGUGCCGGCCAAACUGAACCUGAAGAAGGAAAGGACUGUCGCUGAAGGCCAGGAGGGGGCCGAGGGCGCCACUGAGGCCACGGCCCCCAUUCCUCCCCCAAAGGGUCGCAAGGCCAACCCGGAUGUCACCUACACGGAGGUGGUGACGGAGGCCAAAGGAGUCUCCAUCUCAGAGUUUGGGGCAAGGAGGAGAGAGGGAGCGAGGAUGGAGUCUGGUGUAGCCUCGUCGGAGACAGGCAGGGCGGAUGAGGUUGAGGUUCCUGUGUACGACAUGAAGCAACUUUCUUAAGCUGCAGGCACAGCCGGUGGUGAAGGAAGAUAAACAAUUGUUUGAAGUUCAGAUUUACACAGGUUUUCAUACUUUUUCUGUCUUUUUUUGUAAUGCACACCGAAUACAGGAUCAAAGGAUUUGUUUAGAGGUCUUCUCUGGGUGAUUUAUUGGAGGAGAGUAUAGAAGAACCAAGUAAUUAACAAUACUAUACAAUUAUUAUGAAAUUAAAUGUUCAAAGGGGAUUUGUUAUCAAAUAUUUGCUUCUAAUCUCAUUACAAAGAGGGAUGAAAUAACUGAUGUUUUCUCUCCUCUACGAUAUGUAACAAAUCAUGUUAAGAUAAGUGUAAGGAAUUUCAUUCAAAUAUUAUAGCUGCUCAAACACUGACGGACUUCAGAUUUUAUCUUGAAUUUUUGGUGUAACUUGAACUGCCAAUUAAUUGUGUGAAUAAUGAAAGUAAAGAAACUGAUACAUGUAUGUUUAUUCUGGUACUGCAAUGUGGUUUUGUCUGGCUAUGGUGGAAAAACUCAUUUUGAAGAAGAAAGGGAUGCAUGAAAAUGGUAAAGUAAAACAUCUGAAUGACAUGUUAAUCUAAAGUAAGCCUCAUAUUGUAAAAAAAAAUUAAAAAAAAAACAAAAUAAGUAUAUGAAGCCAAGGCAGAGGUUGAUAAAAGAACUCAGUCAGCUGGUCUCUGAAGAGUAUCUUUAAAUUAUUUGAAUGAAUGCAGAGUAAAGUAGGUGAACAGUUGAAGCAGUGAAUAUGUAGAUCUCCACAAAGUUAUUAAGAAGCAGGUUACACGAAAAAUCGUGCACAAGGCGUGAGUUUACACGUUUAUCCAGUGAUUUAGUAAUGCGAUAUGUUCUAUUAUUUAAUUUGCAGUCAUAUUCAGAUUUCAGUUAAAUAUUUAAUAGUGCAAAGCCUAUCAUAGUGUUCAUUAUUGCAAAUUGAUGGUGGUAAUUUGCACAAUAUGUAAAUGUUUAUACAUCUUGCUAAAGCUGCAUGAUAUAUUUAUAUAAUUUAGAUUUAUUAAAAAUGUGUUGCAAACUAAAUGCCAUCAUAAACUCCAUAAUACUGUACAGCUUAAGUUUAUAAAAGUUCAUUAAAAAACAAAAACGAGAAUUUGUUUCAUGUGAUUAAUAGCUAAAUCCGUUGUCUGAUCUGAGUAGUUUAUUGUUGAUGUGAUACUGAACGGAAUACUUUAUCACUGAUUUUAAAAAUCAGGCAUGGAAAAUGAAAUAUUCCUACUCUGGGAUGUUAAAUUUAUCAAACAAUUUUCUGUUCCUUAGCUUGGUGUAACAUACUUGAUAUUCUACAUUUAAAAUGGCAGUAAUUACAGUAUAACCAUAGUAGACUUCAGAUUGACAUUGGUAUUUAUCAUCCUUCAUUCCAGAAGAACACAGAAAUCUGUGCAUACUCAUUUGUAUUUUUCACUUUCAUGUUUGGAAAUCUAAAUUAAAUAAAAGAAUACAUUAUAUUC
This is a messenger RNA of Paramormyrops kingsleyae, 2805 nucleotides long. RefSeq names its product caveolae associated protein 4b (gene cavin4b). Gene Ontology annotation, biological process: regulation of gene expression. The record is from RefSeq and is a predicted model, not a curated record. NCBI's taxonomy places the organism in Eukaryota, Metazoa, Chordata, Actinopteri, Osteoglossiformes, Mormyridae. Gene Ontology annotation, cellular component: caveola; cytoplasm.